UCUGAGAGAAUAUGCCUCGAUCGUGUUCGUGUUUCUAGGGCAACAAUGCGCGCCGGGCAUGGAGCGCUCAAUCGGCUCCAGCGCUUCCUCCUCAGCCGCGAGCGCUUCUUCCCACAUUCCCGAUUCCUAGCACCAGCGCCAGCGCUGGAGCCCGGAAUCUCGCCCAGGGUUUCGUGCUUCUCCUUCUCCACGGCUUCCAAUCCGAUAAACUCGCCUCCAGCGCCAUCGCAGGAGCAAGGCGGGCGAGAGGAGCCCCCACGGCGGCCGCCAUCACCGGCGUCGUGGAUCCGCGCCAAACUCACGGACCUGGGCCGUGAUCUCAAGCUGGUGCCGCCGCUGGCCAGAUCCCUGGGCCUCGCCGGCGCCAUCCCCUUCGUCGCGCUCUCGCCCCCGAUCGCCUACGUCCUCCCGCUGCCCGAGCUCCUCUCCUCGAUCCACGCCGCGGACGCCCAGGCCGCCUAUGGAGCGCUCAUCCUCUCCUUCCUCGGGGGGCCUCACUGGGGGGUGGCCAUGGCCAGCCCCGAGUCGAGCAGCCCCGUGAGCUUCUCGGGUUACACCAUCGCCACGGUGAGGUACGUGUGGGGCGUGACGCCGUGCUUGCUGGGAUGGUUUGCGAUGCUCCUCCCUCGAUCGUCGGGGCUGGCGGUGCUGGUUUCUUCCUUCCUCCUGGCGCUCGCGGUGGACUGGGCUAUGGCGGCGAGGGGAUUGCUGCCCGGGUGGUACUUGCCGCUCCGGAUGCUCCUCACUGGGAUCGCGGUGAUGAGCCUGGGAUCGACGCUGCUGCUGCUGCUCGCCAAGGAUUUGCCGCGCAGGGUGGAAUCCAAGAUCGAGGCGGCCAGGAAGGAGCGUUGAAUUGGAGGUAGCCUAGCUUGUGUUUCUUAUGCCCAAGUUGUCUAUAGUCAUGUAGUAUGCCAUAUGCCCAAGACUGGCAUCUGUGGAAAACCCUGGUUUUUGCAGUGUAUCACCGGCAUUUUGAGAAUGAUCUUGCGUUACGUUC
Molecule: messenger RNA, 997 nt
Organism: Selaginella moellendorffii
Lineage: Eukaryota; Viridiplantae; Streptophyta; Lycopodiopsida; Selaginellales; Selaginellaceae
Product: transmembrane protein 69-like
Exons: 1
Coding region: 46-852 (268 amino acids)
Source: RefSeq, a predicted model, not a curated record